AUGAAAACGUUCCAUGCUUCCUUUCAGAGAAUGGAAAAUUGCGAUGAGCUACAGUAUUUGAAUCAAAUCCGUGAAAUCCUUCAGAGGGGAAAACGGCGUACUGAUCGGACUAACACUGGGACGUUGUCGAUCUUUGGUAUGCAGUCGCGGUACAGUCUUCGCAAUGGUGUUCUUCCUCUUCUUACCACUAAACGGGUAUAUUGGAAAGCUGUUGUUGAAGAAUUACUUUGGUUUAUACGCGGUGAUACCGACAGUAAACGACUUUCAGCGAAGAAUGUUAAGAUUUGGGAUGCAAAUGGCUCACGUGAGUUUCUGGACUCAAUGGGAUUCACAGACAGAGUAGUAGGAGAUCUUGGACCUGUUUACGGAUUCCAGUGGCGCCAUUUUGGUGCAGAGUACAAAGGGCCGGAUGCUAACUAUGAUGGACAAGGUGUGGAUCAGCUUGCUGAAGUUAUCCGUCAAAUUCGCACCACUCCGGAUAGCCGGCGUAUCAUCCUUAGUGCCUGGAAUCCGUCUGAUUUGAAUAUAAUGGCUCUUCCUCCGUGCCAUACUCUAUGUCAGUUCUAUGUGCAAGAUGAAGAGUUGAGUUGUCAGCUUUAUCAAAGAAGUGGAGAUAUGGGUCUUGGAGUUCCAUUCAAUAUUGCUAGUUACAGCCUUCUCACCCACAUGAUUGCUCACGUUUGUGGCUUGAAGGCUGGUGACUUUGUUCAUACUCUAGGAGAUGCCCAUGUCUACAUAAGUCACGUAGAAGCUCUCAAAACUCAGCUUGAGAGGACGCCGACGGCUUUUCCUACGAUAGAAUUUGGUGAAGGAAUACGAGAAAUCGAUGAUUUCACUUCGGAUAAAAUAUUUCUAAGGAACUACAAUCCUCAGGGUACGAUCAAAAUGGAAAUGGCCGUUUAA
Angiostrongylus costaricensis is the source of this 903-nucleotide messenger RNA. Lineage: Eukaryota; Metazoa; Nematoda; Chromadorea; Rhabditida; Metastrongylidae. The record is from the annotation of a GenBank genome assembly.